Drosophila busckii is the source of this 3024-nucleotide messenger RNA. RefSeq names its product tetratricopeptide repeat protein 14 homolog. The coding region runs from base 135 to 2819 and encodes 894 amino acids. The transcript is spliced from 6 exons. Gene Ontology annotation, molecular function: protein binding. The record is from RefSeq and is a predicted model, not a curated record. Lineage: Eukaryota; Metazoa; Arthropoda; Insecta; Diptera; Drosophilidae.
UGUCGCAAACAUAAUUUGCACAAUUACAACUACAAGUGAUUACACAUGCGUGUGUGUAAUGCAAAUUUGUUCUUUAUUAUUUGCUGUGCUAAUCUCAAUGUAGCGAAAAAAAUUCGCUACGACACAAUCUCAAAAUGAAUACCAACUAUAUAGCGAGUGCAUUGUGCUAUCAUGGCCAGCCAUUGCAGAAAAUAUGGGAGGAUGAGCGUGGAGUGGACGAUUUGCGGCAUUUGAAUCUAACGCAGCCCAAUUACAGCGUCUAUCAGGAACGUCAGAAGUAUUUCACAUUUCAGGAGCGAGCCAAGCGCUUGAAAAUCCAUCAGUUCCUGGCACGCAAGGCAAACGAAUUGUAUGACCGGCAACUGGUGAGCCAUGUUAUGGAGGACUCCUGGCUGGCACAGGUGAACAACUGUUUUGCCCCGCAGCCGCCAUAUGAAUACUAUAUGAAUAUUAAAGACAAGCGCAUGGCAUAUGCACACCGCAUGUCUGUACUAAAGCAAGGCGAUAUUAUAUGUGCAACGGUGCUUAAGAUUAUAACAAAUGCAAAUCGCAUUAUUGUCAAGCCAUUGUGCACGGCUGAGCCACUGCAUUAUUAUCUGGCGGAUAUACCCAUUAAGGCAUGCAUAAUGCAAGACCAAUGGGGUCCUUUGCCGCUGGAUAAACAAGGCAAUCCACGUGCGUUUGCUGUAAACGAUCUAAUACGCUGUGAGGUUUCCAACGUAUCUGCAGAUGUGGAACGCCUAACGCUGGGCAUGGUGGCAAUUUAUAAUAAAACGCCCAACAUUCAGCUAGGCCUAUGCGAUAUUAAUGAUUUUCCCAGCUAUUAUCGUAAAAUACAUAACAAGGAGCCACCGCCAAGUGUACACUAUGAGGAGCAGCUUAAGGAAAUGCUGGAAUUUGAUAAUCCCAACUAUGAUGUGCUAUUCCAACUAAAUGGACUGCUGCCAAACGAGCAACUAUCAAUGAUGAGCACGCUCAAGGCUGGCUUCCCAGACAACGAAUAUGCAACAGAGCUGCGCCAAAAACAAGCCUCACAGUGGGCAUUUCGCUCCGUGGCUGAUGGCAUUGAGCACUUUAAGAAUGGCCAACAAGUUGAGGCAUUCCAAUGCCUAAACAAAGCUUUAAACAUUGAUCCGCGCAAUGUUGAGGGUUUGGUGGCGCGCGGUGCGCUCUACGCGAAUCGGGGCAACUUCUUAAAGGGUCUCAAAGACUUUGAAACGGCGCUCAUGUUGAAUAAGUACCAUGUGAAUGCUCGAAAAUAUAUGGGCGAAACUUUGGUGGCACUGGGACGCAGCUACGAGGAAGAGAAUCGCAUACCGGAAGCUGUUAAAGCAUACAGCGAUUGCCUCAAUCUGUUGCCACAGCAUGAGCAGGCGCGCAGCUCAUUGGAUGCACUGCAGCAGCGACCCAUGCCCAAUGCAGGCGCUGGCUUUAUGUGUAUGCAGCCGCAGCCUCAACUAAGCAACGAACUGCUGCAUUUACCCAACGCCAGCAGCAGCAAUGCUGUUUCCUCGGAUGACUCCAGCAGCUCGAGCACCGGCAGUGACAACGAUACACAAGCCAACAGCAACAAGCUGCAACAGCCUUUCUAUGCGCUCGAGCAGGACAAGCGCGCCAUAAGCGAUGCCUUAACAGCAAAUGAGUUCAAGCUGGACGAUGACGAGACCAUGAGCAGUGUGCGUAAAUUGCUGCGCGACGCCAGCAAGCACAAGAAGGCCAAAAAGAAGAGCAAGAAGAAAAAGAGCAAGGAGCGCAAAUACAGCGGAGGCAGCAGUUGUAGCAGCUCUAAGAAAUCCAAAACAAAGGAGGACAAAACAUCGUUGGCUACCGAAGCAGCACUGGAAAUGCUUAAGAAAAUAGACUACGCCGAGGCUUAUAGACUCAUGAACAGCAGCUGCAGCGAUGCUCAACUGCGCAGCCAACUGAAAAAUUAUUUUAAGCAAAAACAACGCUCGGAAUCGCCACCGCCCCCGCCGCCGCCAAUGCUGUCAACUACAUCAGCCAGCAAUCAGCAGCGUAAAGCAGCAACAGCCACUGUAACCAGUAGUCAUAGUUCUUUGAUGCUGGGCCCGAGCACUUCAAGAUAUGCAGCAGCUGCUGCUAAGGACGAUGAGCAGGCACCGCCACCGCCGAAAUUUCGUAAUUAUCCAGAACAACAACAACAACGACAUCAUCAACAUCAAGAAUAUCAGCAAGAGCAACAGAAGCUUUCAUUUCAAAUCAAAAAACGUGCAUUGCAAAUGGAUAAAUUUGGACUGCUGCGCUUGGCAUCGCAUUCUCAAAGUCGCAGCCGCAGCCGCUCACCAAAGCGUCGACGCAGCAACAGUCGCUCGAACAGCAGACGCACAACUUCAAGGCGACGCUCGCAUAGCCGCAAUCGCAACAGCCGUAGCCCGAGUCGCAGUCACAACAUACGCCGCUCCAGAUCCAGACGUCGAUAUACACGCAGUCGGAGCUGCUCGCCGCCGCCGCGUUACGGUUCUGGGUUUAGGCGCUUCAACAACGGUGCGCGCAAUCGUUACUCGCGCUCACCUACACGCACACGCUCGCGCUCCCGUAGCUACAGUCCUUGGCGUCACCAGCAACAGCAUCAGCGUUUUCAGCCGCGCGGGCGUGGCCGUGGACGCUUUCAGAGACGCUGGCAUGAUGACAACCAACGUCAUCAUCACAAUGGCCGACGUCGCAGCUUUGAACGUGAUGUUAGUCCACCGGGUGUGGAUGGACCCAGCAUUGAGGAAGUCGACUCAAUGAUCAAAGAAGCACAAAAGGAACGCAAACAGGGUAUUAUUGAGAGCGACAAGGGCUUACUAAAGAAAUGAGAGAGUCUCGGCGUUUGUUGUUUGACUUGGACUAAUUACAAUUUAAGCUACUAAAAAGUGGAAUGGAAUUGAAGUGUUAAGUUUAUUCUUAUACUUGUUUAAUUUCUAUCCAUACUUAAUAACCAUUCAAAAUGUAAAUGCAAAUGUUUACUAAAUCCGCAUAGAAAUCCCAAAUAAAGAAGCUUUCAAAGCACUUUGCAUGUUA